Molecule: messenger RNA, 701 nt
Organism: Drosophila miranda
Lineage: Eukaryota; Metazoa; Arthropoda; Insecta; Diptera; Drosophilidae
Product: ubiquitin-conjugating enzyme E2 L3-like
Exons: 1
Coding region: 200-664 (154 amino acids)
Source: RefSeq, a predicted model, not a curated record
GCUACUGCCUAAACAAGCAAUAAUCCACUCCACCCGGAAAAAGACACCACAUCGCUACAAGCGAACACACAACAACGCUGCCCUUACUCAUCCGAAGAAGCUAUAUCUGCUGAUUCCAUCGAUUUGACACUCACCGAAGCACACACACACAUCGUGUGUGGUAGUUGGGCAAACAGAGAGCACACAGCCGAAGGAAAAAAUGACUGCGCCUCGACGUCUUCGAAAAGAGCUGUGCGAUUUGCAAGAUAAUACAUUGAAAUCCUUCCGCGACAUUAAGGCCGACGAUGAGAACCUGCUGCGCUGGACUGGCCUGAUUGUACCCGACAAUCCGCCGUACAACAAGGGCGCCUUCCGCAUCGAGAUCAACUUUCCGGCCGAAUAUCCGUUCAAGCCGCCAAAAAUAAGCUUCAAGACGCGGAUCUAUCAUCCCAACAUCGACGAGAUGGGGCAGGUCUGUCUGCCAAUCAUCAGCACCGAGAACUGGAAGCCGGCUACGCGCACGGAGCAGGUUGUCCAGGCUCUGAUAGCCCUCAUCCACGACCCUGAACCCGAGCAUCCACUUCGCGCCGAGCUAGCCGAUGAGUUCCUCAAGGACAGAAAGAAGUUCGUCAAGAAUGCCGAGGAAUACACCAAGAAGCACAGCGAAAAACGUCCGGCGGAUUAGUGCUGUGGCCAUGGCGAGCCGCCAACAAACAACAAAC